AUGACAAAGACCUGGUCGAUGGCUAAACAGUUAUUUUAUUGGCCCUGCAUGAAGAAAGAUAUAGAAAGCUUUAUAGAAUCAUGUAAUGUUUGUUUAAAAUUCAGCUGUUCUAAGGUAAAAGAGCCGAUGCUAUGUCACGAUAUUCCUGAACUACCUUAUAUAAAAAUUGGUAUGGAUAUUGCACAGUUCCAAGGGAAAAAUUAUAUAGUAGUUAAUGAUUACUUUUCUAGAUGGCUAGAGGUGGAAGAAAUCAGAGGUAAAACUACUAGUGAUGUUGUUGAAAAACUUAAAAAAAUAUUUAGUAGGUUUGGAAUACCCAAGAAUAUUGUUGCUGACAAUAAUCCGUUUAACAGUAUAGAAUUUGUAAAGUUUUGUAAACAGUGGGAUAUACAAUUAACUACAUCCAGUCCGUACUUUCAUCAAAGUAAUGGCUUGGCAGAAAAAUCGGUGGAUAUAGUUAAAAGCAUGUUAAAAAAAAUUGGUGAAGAAGGUGGCGAUCUGAACACAUACUUACUAAAUUACAGAAACACACCUGUAACAGGUUUAAGUUACUCACCUGCUCAGCUGUUGCAAAGUAGAAGAUUAAGGUCUUUAGUAAAUAACUUUAAUGAAGAAUGUUUAAAACCAAUAACUGUUGAUGCUAGGGAGGAAAUAAUUAAAAAUAAAAAUAAACAGAUAAUGAACUAUAACAAAAAUGCAGGAAAGGAAGAAAAAGAGUUUUAUGUAGGUCAAAAAGUCUACAUUCAAAAUGUACUUAAUAAAAAGUGGUUCCCAGGUAUUAUUGUUAACAAAACGGAGUACCCUAGAUCUUAUAUAGUCAAAGAUGUAAAUGAUAAAAUACUGAGGCGCAAUUCAAAGUUCAUUAAAAAAGUUAAAGAUUAUGAUUUAGUUAGUGGUUUUGAUGAUGAGAGUAAUAGGGGUGAGAAAAAAGAUAACAUUCUAGUUGAAAAAGAAAAAAAUAAUAUUAAUGUGCAAGAAAAAAGAGACAGGUAUAUUACAAGGUAUGGUCGCAAAGUUAAAAAAGUUGAGAGAUAUGGUUACAAUCAGUUUUAA
Macrosiphum euphorbiae (potato aphid) is the source of this 1053-nucleotide messenger RNA. The record is from the annotation of a GenBank genome assembly. Lineage: Eukaryota; Metazoa; Arthropoda; Insecta; Hemiptera; Aphididae.